Sparassis crispa is the source of this 1581-nucleotide messenger RNA. RefSeq lists its product as hypothetical. The transcript has 2 exons. The record is from RefSeq and is a predicted model, not a curated record. Bases 1 to 1581 code for a protein of 526 amino acids. Lineage: Eukaryota; Fungi; Basidiomycota; Agaricomycetes; Polyporales; Sparassidaceae.
AUGGGCUCUGCGGAUGAAUCGGUCCAGGUGCAUCAAGUUCUGCGCAACAACGAUAUCCUUCGGGAAAUCUUCCAAACCUUUUCUAGUUCCAAAGGCGACGCCAGAGACCUUCUCCAAUCUGCCUGUGUCUGCAAGGCAUUUUCCGAACAUGCCCUAGAUGCGUUAUGGAGGGAACCCCCCAAUCUUUUACCUCUGCUCAAGCUUCUGAAGGAGACAAUAGUGAGAGCGUCACUCGGGCAGUCACCUUUAUAUGUUAUACAAGGAUUGAUCGCAGUGAAUGAUUUUCGCCGAAUGCAACUCUACGCACGGCGCAUACGCUGUCUGGACAUUGAACUGUCUCGUGAACGGAUUGCGCCCUCGGUGUUCAUCAUGUUGAGUCAUUUCGCCCGCGGCAAACCACUCUUCCCUUCGCUACUCAAAUUGCGUUGGAGACAAGCGCAGUCUUUUGGUACGGAGUUGUUGUCCUUCAUGUCGCCAUCGUUGGCCACCAUCGAGAUCACGUCAACAGCAGCUCUAUCAGAAGGUCGGGAUUGCACAUUGGAAUCACUCAUAGGAUUCCUUGUUUCAGAAACCCCUCACCUAAAGCAUCUGAUGCUACGUUGUCAUGUCAUGCGCUCGUCAAGUAUAGAAUAUUUGGCACAUUUCAAAGACAUUCGAACUCUGGAGAUAGACUGUCCAGUCUCUGCACAGUCCGUGACAACCCACCUAUCUCAUCUAAGCAAUCUCGAAGGCAUGACCAUCUGUCUUACUGCACUUGAAGUAGGUGAUUAUCAAGGGCCUAAUGCAGUCUUCCAGUCACUGGAUUCGUUGGAGUUACGCCAAGGUAGCGUAUCGGGGGCGAUACACGUCCUUCAAGCGGCUAUGUUUUCUCCUGUACUCGAUCAUUUCGCCGUCGUGGAACUCCCUCUGAUCGGAUCGCUGCCGAAACUUCAUACUCUUCUCACCAUCCUAUCUCUGCCUGGAGAAAACAGCUCCCUCCGAUACGUCUUUAUCGACUGCAGACCAAUAAAAGGGAAAUUUAGCGCCAAUACUCGAAUUGUGAAUAUCAUUCAACCUCUCUUACGUUUACGGAAACUCGAAGAAAUCUGUGUUUGCCUAGAGCAUCAGAAGAUUCAGUUGCAGGAUGAGGAUAUUCGGGACAUGGCGGCAUCUUGGCCUCAUCUCCAAAAGCUCACAGUAUACCAAGGAACAUUUACAUCUCCCAGGGCAUGCCUCUCUUCCCUACUCCAUUUCGCCAUCGGUUGUCCCCAUCUCACUACUCUCGACUUGCCCGGUAUGAAAAUCGGAAACCUAUCUUCCUUGGUAUUCGAGGAAGUGCCAGUGCUAUCGCACGGUCUGCAGACACUAGAAUUUCGGAUGGACAGCUCGGAGCGCUCGUCUUUGAAGAUUAGACAAUGCGCGCGCUUCCUGGAUCGCCUCUUUCCUCGACUUCAGACAUGUCGUUCUCACCAAGAAGAAGAUCACAACCAGGAUGAGGGGGGGAACAGGGAUCACAGAGCACUGGAAAUCUCUGACCUCUUGCUGGACCUCCAAUCGAGCAGGGCUGAACAAGUUCGGCGUGAUGCGAAACCUCAAUUAUAA